This is a messenger RNA of Klebsormidium nitens, 1722 nucleotides long. The record is from the annotation of a GenBank genome assembly. NCBI's taxonomy places the organism in Eukaryota, Viridiplantae, Streptophyta, Klebsormidiophyceae, Klebsormidiales, Klebsormidiaceae.
AUGGCAGGGGGAUCCCAAAGGACUGACUACAGGGCGCGCCUCCUAAGCGCUCUGACGAGAGAACGAGACGGCGCAGACUCUUGCCUGACGAGAAAGGGGGUUGUUGAGGACGUCGUAGAGUCAGUUACGGCGUGGGUUCGGGACCCACAUGGCCCGUCGAAGCUAGUGAUGCCUCUUCGACGCAGAGACAGUGAGAAGAACCUUUUGUUUAACAAGCUGGAAGGACGGGACAAGACCGCGGUUCAUGUCUUGGGGCAAGCUUUGGCCAAGUCACGCCAUUCCACUGAACUCAAGAUCUAUCUGGGGAGGCUCGCAAAGUCAGAGGUCAGGGAAAGACAGAGGCCAAGACAGAGGCUGGGAGGCCGCCAGUCACCGCUUACUGGGGCGACAGAAAGUUUGAAGGUUACAUUGGAUCGGACGACUCGAAGGGAGCUGGUGCCUCUUGGGUGCCUCAAUCCUGACGCUCUUAGGUGGACUAAGAGGAGCAUUGACGAGUAUUACUUCGUCGACCGGUGGUACCAAUGCGUGUCCCUGAUUAUCCAGCAAACAGAAGGUAAGAAGAAUCAAGCACACAUGGUGAAAUCGCCAUCUGCUGACGACAGAAUCGCCGCUCCUGCCGUCAGACCGGCGUCGCCCCGCCUCCCGCCGCAGGCGAUCGUCACCGACGAUGCGCUCGCGCCCGCUGACGGGCUGCUGACGUCACUAACGCUGGGCAUUGAAGUUGAGGAUGUGGCUAGAUUGGAGGCGAGAAACAGGACGCUAGAGGCGGAGAAAGAGAACCUAACGGCGGAAAGCACGGAGCUAAGAACGGCAAGGGCGGAAGCGGAAGCGGAAAGAGAGGCGGAAAAGGAACGGUCUGAGGCGGAGAGAAUGGAGCUUGCUGCGAGGAUCGCGGAACUCGAGGUGGACAACAGAGAAUUAGCAGAGGCCGGGAAGAUCAAACUCGAGCGCCAGAAGGAUGAGGCGGAAGAAGUGUCCGCUGGUCUCAGGGCGGAAUUGGAGAAGCUGCGAGCGGAAUCAAAUGAGGCGAAGGAGGCGCUGCAACGGGAAAUUGACCAACAGACGGAAUUGUCAAAGGCUCACGAGUCGGCGCGGAAGGCGGCAGUCGAGAAACCCGAGCGGGAGGCCCGGGGCCUCUACGAGUCGCUGAGGAACAGGCUGGAAGGCGAGAUCGCGGAAGCCCACACGUCGGCCAACAAGGCCCACGUCGCGAUCGCGACACUGCAACGCACGAUAGCAGAGCAGCAGAGGACGAUUUUUCCACUGCGAAUGGCGAUUCUGAAACGCGCGAUUUCAGAGCAGCAGAGGACGAUUUCUUCGCUGCAAAAGGCGAUUCUGCAACGCACUAUUUCAGGGCCCCAGCAGAGGACGAGUUCUUCACUGCGAAAGGCGAUUCUCGCCACGGUCUCCCCCGCAAGGAACGAACGAAAGAGGGGCCCGGGUGCGGACUGGCUGGAAGGUGCAAACAAGAAGAGGAAAGCGAGAGGGAGUGAGGAACUAGAGGCGGCGGUGACGUUGCGGAAGCGUUUACCACCACGACGGUUUUCGAUGGCGUUCCGGAGCCAGCGGUUUUCCAGAGGGGUGAGGAACCCUUGGAGCUGCGGCAGGGGGUUCCGAAGGCCGCAAAAGCUGCCCCCGGCGCCGUGGAUGUGCGUGCGGGGAUACCCGAGCGAAGGAAGCGGGAGAGAUGAAACGGCGCCCGGCGAGCGCAAGAUCGGCUAG